AUGCCGGCCACACAUCUGAAUCCUAAUGGCAGUGGCUCCAGCGGCGUUCUUCCUCCGCUCGAAGUGCUGGCAAAAUGGCCAACGCCCAACUACGAUGAUCCGAUCACCCGGCCGAAAGUCGUGCCCGCUCUGGCUGGUGUUUUUGGAACAAUCAUGAUUAUCAUUGUAGCAGCGAGAACUUGGGCUCGAUUCUUUAUACGGAAAAAUGGUGGACUGGACGAUUGGAUAAUACUGCUUGCAAUGAUUCCGACAAUCGGGUUCACGGUAGUGGUAUGUCUAGCAACCGAAGUCUACGGCUUUGACCGUCACAUGUGGGACGUAACACCCAACCUCUACAUUCCGGAACGUAAAAUCGUCUUCGCAGUCUACCUCCUCUACAUCAUCGCGAGCGGACUAAUCAAAAUCUCCAUCCUCCUCUUCUACCGCCGCCUCGACGCACGCUGCAUCCCCAGCACCUUCCGCAUCGUCACCUGGAUCAGCAUCACCAUAAUCGCUGUCUUCAUCACCGCCUUCACCGUCAUUCUCUUCACGGCGUGCAACCCGCUCGCAUCAUUCUGGUACCAAUUCGAUAUAGCCCGCCAGAUCUCCGGCUACAAGUACCACUGCUGGGUCAACGAAGAAGCAGACAUAAUGGCCGCCAGCAUCGUUUCCGCAGUGCAAGACGCAAUCGCCGCUUGCCUCCCCACGCUACUCUACUGGAACUUACAGAUCCCCAAGCGCCAGAAGAUCACCUUGGGAACACUAUUCGCGUCGGGCUACGUAGUCUGCAUCGUCUGCAUCGCCCGCGUCUUCGCCAUCCACACAAUCUUCAACAACGAACUGUACGACUCCUCGUGGACCACCUGGCCCGCGCUCCUCCUCGCCGUCCUCGAAAUCCAACUCGGCGUCAUUGUCUCGUCGGCACCGGCCCUCAGAGUCUUUGCCAAACAUUAUUUCUCGGGCACCUCGGUGCGGGGCAGUGCCCCGCAGAGGUUUCCGUACGAACCGGCCAGAGGGACGGAUGGGAGUGUGCGCCAGGGUGAGUUUAGGAAGCAGAGUGAUGCAGCAAAGUCGGCGUCGACAAUGUCGAGGGGGAGGGGGGGACCCGAGGAGGAUGAGGAGGAGGGAGAUGUCGCGUUGCUGGAGUUACGGAGGGCGGAAACGAGAAUUGUAGGGAUAGUCUAG
Bipolaris oryzae ATCC 44560 is the source of this 1164-nucleotide messenger RNA. RefSeq lists its product as uncharacterized. The transcript is spliced from 3 exons. The record is from RefSeq and is a predicted model, not a curated record. The coding region runs from base 1 to 1164 and encodes 387 amino acids. NCBI's taxonomy places the organism in Eukaryota, Fungi, Ascomycota, Dothideomycetes, Pleosporales, Pleosporaceae.